Messenger RNA from Nestor notabilis (Kea), 1248 nucleotides. RefSeq names its product family with sequence similarity 83, member D (gene SACK1D). The record is from RefSeq and is a predicted model, not a curated record. The annotation marks the transcript as partial. Gene Ontology annotation, cellular component: cytosol; mitotic spindle pole. The transcript has 3 exons. Gene Ontology annotation, biological process: positive regulation of cell cycle G1/S phase transition; protein localization to mitotic spindle; regulation of TOR signaling. Lineage: Eukaryota; Metazoa; Chordata; Aves; Psittaciformes; Psittacidae.
GUGAUUGCCCUUGUGAUGGAUGCCUUCACAGACACUGAUAUCUUCAGUGACCUUCAGGAUGCCUAUAACAACCGCAAAGUUCCUGUCUACAUCCUUCUUGACCAGGGCUUUCUACCCCAUUUCUUGGAAAUGUGCAAGAAUUUGGGAGUCUGUCCCGAGCAGGAAAGUCUGCUGAGAGUUCGAACCCUCACAGGGAGCACGUACUACCUGAGAUCAGGUGCCAAAAUUGUUGGGAAAGCCCACGAGAAGUUCAUGUUAAUUGAUGGCAUUAGAGUGACAACAGGCUCCUACAGUUUCACAUGGUCCGAUGGGAAGCUGAACAGCAGUAACUUGCUGCUAUUGUCAGGGCAAGUGGUUGAACACUUCGACUUCCAGUUCAGGAUUCUUUAUGCUCAGUCAAUGCCCAUCAGCCCUAAGUGUCUGUCCAGCUGCAGGAACAGUGGGAUAUUUGAUCACCUGGUGAGCAGAAUAGAGUCCUCUAAAGAAUAUACUGUGGAAGGCAACUUGAGAGCAGAAUUUGCCAGAUUGUCUAGUACUCCAAAGAAACUAUUGAAAGAACCAGAUCAGGCUGAAGAUAGUUCUGGAGAAAACUCUUGUAACCUGGGGCAUUCUUGCCUCUCUGAAGGGGAGUGGUUCAGCAAUCAAGUGGCCAUUGUGGAACGGAGAAGCACAUCGACUCAAACUGGCCCAUGGGAAGAGAAGCGGGCAGUGCCUGUGUGUAAUGCUGCCACGCAGACCUAUUCUGUGACAGCAGAAACUGGCACGCAGGCAUCAGUUGCUGCUAGAAUGAUGGGCACUCAGACUUCGGUCUUGUUGAAGACUGCAGUGACACAGACAAGGGAAGAUGAGUACACAGAAACACCCCUGCUUCACAGAAAGUUGUCAAAAGAAGGAUCUCUGUCUGGAAAGGCUGUAUCAAGUUCUAGUCUGUGGUCACUGUCUUCAUCCUCAUCCCAGUGCUCUCUUGCCAGCUCUACUGGCUCUGUUUCUUCCCUCCGGUCCUUUGAAUAUCCUAUCGGUCACAGGGCAGAGUAUUUCCAGAAGCUGCACAAGGAGAGGCAGUUUCACUACUCAACUAUCAGGUCAAAGCUGAGCCACAUGGUGCACAUCCUGUCCCGAAGGGGACGUGAGCCUGAAAGCUACGUGUCCCAGUACACGGGAAGAUGCCACCUGAAACAGAGGCGUGACAUCAGUGGCAGCCUGCGCAGCCUCCGGGACCUUUCCCUCUAUUCUCUGAAUAAACGAUGA